This is a messenger RNA of Homalodisca vitripennis (glassy-winged sharpshooter), 990 nucleotides long. RefSeq names its product protein gustavus-like. Gene Ontology annotation, molecular function: protein binding. The record is from RefSeq and is a predicted model, not a curated record. Gene Ontology annotation, cellular component: SCF ubiquitin ligase complex. Bases 1 to 990 code for a protein of 329 amino acids. The transcript has 7 exons. Lineage: Eukaryota; Metazoa; Arthropoda; Insecta; Hemiptera; Cicadellidae. Gene Ontology annotation, biological process: proteasome-mediated ubiquitin-dependent protein catabolic process.
AUGAGAUCCAUCACUGCGAUCAACAGGCAACGCCGCAAUGUUAGGAACUGGAGGAGAAUCAGUUCUACUGACAGAAGGAGAAUGAAGGCGAGUCGUAGGGAACUCAGGAGGAUGGUACGCCGUGAUCCGGGAAUUUUCGCCGUUCUGUGGUACCUGGCCAAUAUGUCACUCGAGGAUCUCAACGACUCUUGGACCGAGAAAGAUGAAGAAGUAAGAAGAGCAACCGAGAAUCGGUUGGGAUUACCGACUCUUCCCAGCCGUGUGAAUAUGUUGAUGCAGUCAAAAUAUCCUCCAGCGACCUAUCAGCAGGAAUUGAUGCACGCCUGGAAUUCUGAAGAUUGUUCUGAGAACAUCUACUUCAAGCCAAAAUACCCUCUCACAAUCUUUCGGUCAGUACCAACCGCAACAUUCGAUGCCGUCAGAGGAAAAGUUGGAUUUAGUCAAGGAAUCCACUUUUGGGUAAUUCAAUGGCCAAUCGAACAUCGUGGCUUCCAUUCUAUGGUGGGCGUUGCGACAAAAGACGCCCCUCUACAAAGCGAAGGAAUCGAUGCGAUCGUGGGGAGUAACGAUCAGUCCUGGGGCUGGAACCUCGAAACCCUGACACUACGGCACAAUUGCAACACGUGUGCUGACUAUCCUGUUGUAAUACCUUCCGAUGACUUUGAAGUGCCUGAGAGUUUUGGUGUUGUCCUGGACAUGCACGAGGGGACCGUAGGUUUUGUCAUCCAUCUGUAUGGGGAGACACGUUACCUGGGGCAUGCCUUCACUGGACUACGGGGGAAAGUGCUGUUCCCCAUCAUCAGCACCAGCUCAGCACCCUGUCAAAUAACGAUGACGUACAUCGGUGGCUUAGACUCGGAACCUCGGUCAUUGAUGGAGCUGUGCAGGACUGUGGUGAUACAGUCUAUUGGAAAUGUCCACUUAGAGGACAAAGUACAAAAGCUGUACUUGCCUCGCAAGAUCGCUGAGUAUCUUCUAACCAACGUCUAA